This is a messenger RNA of Acaromyces ingoldii, 3203 nucleotides long. RefSeq names its product alpha-glucosidase II precursor. NCBI's taxonomy places the organism in Eukaryota, Fungi, Basidiomycota, Exobasidiomycetes, Exobasidiales, Cryptobasidiaceae. Gene Ontology annotation, biological process: N-glycan processing; carbohydrate metabolic process. Gene Ontology annotation, cellular component: glucosidase II complex. Gene Ontology annotation, molecular function: carbohydrate binding; alpha-glucosidase activity. The transcript is spliced from 4 exons. The coding region runs from base 32 to 3031 and encodes 999 amino acids. The record is from RefSeq and is a predicted model, not a curated record.
GCAUCGUCCAACGACCGCGACCCAGGGAAAGAUGCGCGUCAGUUCGGUAGCAGCACUGCUGCUGCCUGUGUGGCUACUCCUAGCCACGGCAGUCGAUCUGGCAUCAGCUGUGAGACCGAAUGACUUCAAAAAGUGCGGCGAUUCGUCGUUCUGCCGCAGGAUCCGACGACUAUCCACCUACGCCGAGAUGCACGGCCCUAAAUUCUCCUCGCCUUACAGCAUCAAUGCCCUUCCGUCAUUUGAUCAGAGCAAACCCUCGCUCAAGGCCCAGGUGAGCUCGGCACUGUACCCUGGCGUCGAUUUUGAGCUCGAAGUCCGCUUUCACAACGACGGCACGGCCCGUGUGCGCAUGGACCAGGUGGGCAAGAGGCAUGGCGACUGGAAGAGGUACGACGAGGCAGAGAAGUGGGGCAUCGACAAGCAGCCCGAGCUGUUUAAGCAAGAGCAUUUCUCUUACAAGUCCGAUACGUCCCGCAGUACGGUUAACUUCGGACCAGAGGGCAUCAACACCUUCAUACUCGAGCACAACCCCAUCAAGGCGACCUUUUUAAGGGAAGGAUUGCCCCAAAUUGUCCUUAAUGGAAGAGGUCUGCUUCACAUGGAGCACUUCCGGCCCAAACCAGACCCAUUUCCGUCUCCAAAAAGCGAAAGCGACGGUGAUGCCCCUUCGCUGGUCUUCCAGAACAAGAAACGCUCCCUUCAAGAGGCAGGCCAUGCGGCGUCUGCGGCGGACGCCUGGGCAGGCUUCGAAGAGGAAGACAGGGGCGAGUGGGAGGAGACAUUUGCCGGCCGUCAGGACAGCAAGCCAAAAGGGCCUGAAGCGCUUUCGUUGGACAUCGAGUUCCCUGGCAAAGCAAACAUCUUUGGGUUGCCCGAGCAUGCCAGCCCCCUCAAUCUGCGCAGUACGAGAGGCCAAAAGGACGGUGACUUCCACGAGCCUUAUCGACUCAUGAAUACGGACGUCUUUGAAUACGACGCCGAUUCGCCGAUGAGCCUCUACGGGUCUGUGCCCGUCGUGCAUGCCGUACAACCCGGAAGCGCUGCCUCGGUCCUCUGGCUCUCGGGUUCUGAGACUUGGAUCGACGUUGACCGUGUCCCGGGACCAUCGGGCAACGAGACGGCGAGAACGCAUUUCUUCUCUGAAUCAGGCAUCCUCGACCUCUUCGUCUUCCUCGAGCCUACGCCUGACAAAAAUAUGGCUCUCUUCUCGACGCUCGUCGGCAAGACACCUCUGCCGGCCUACUUCGCCUUGGGAUACCACCAGUGCCGAUGGAAUUAUUUAUCGACCGACGACGUCUUGACCGUCAAUGGCCGUUUCUCAGACGAGGACAUCCCCAUGGACGUCAUCUGGCUCGACAUUGAAUAUGCUAAGAACCAUUGGUACGGUGUCUGGAACGACGAGACCUUUCCUAAACCCGAACGAAUGCUUGAAGGACUCGAUGCUGAAGGCAGAAAGCUCGUCAUUAUUAUCGAUCCCCAUCUGGCGCGCAAUGACGACUAUUUCCUCUACAAAGAGGCUCGCACAAAGGACGUCUUUGUCAAGAUGCCUGACGACAAGUCCGAUUACGAGGGCUGGUGCUGGAGCGGUUCUGCAAGCUGGCUCGACGGCUUCCAUCCCGACCUGCAGAACUGGUGGAACUCGCUGUACAGCCUGGCCAGCAAGAAGCUCAAGGCCAAUGCCCGAAACAUGCAUUUCUGGCUUGAUAUGAACGAGCCUGCCAUCUUCAACGGGCCGGAGAUCACAGCGCCCAAAGACGUCAAGCACCACGGCAACUGGGAGCAUCGGGACAUUCACAACAUCUAUUCGGUCACUUAUCACGCCGCAUCGACUCUGGCAGCCAAGCUGCGAGAGUCCCCUAAUCAGAGACCUUUUACCCUUGCCCGCGGAUGGUGGCUCGGGAGUUGGAAGCACGGUGCAAUCUGGACGGGCGACAAUCUCGGCACAUGGGAGCACCUGGCGGUGUGCAUUCCCAUGAUGCUUGCAAACAACAUUGGAGGUAUGAGCUUCUGUGGCUGCGACGUCGGCGGUUUCUUCGGUAAUCCGAGCCCAGAGAUGCUCGUGCGAUGGUACCAGGCCGGCAUCUUUGAACCCUUCUUCCGUGCACACGCCCACAUUGACACAAAACGCCGCGAGCCGUAUCUCUUGGACGAGCCCUUGCGGUCGGCGGUGCGUGACCUGAUCAAGCUUCGCUACAAGAUGCUUCCGACGUGGUACACGGCAUUCAAGGAGGCGAGCUCUACGGGUCUCCCCGUCCUUCGACCCCAGUAUCUCGUAAACCCUCAUGACGCAAAUGGAUUUGCGGUGGACGAUCAGUAUUAUAUCGGUGACAGCGGUCUACUUGUCAAGCCAGCCGUGCAGAAAGACGCCACCAAGGUCGACAUCUAUCUCGGGGAAGACAGGCCCUUCUUCAACUACUUUACCCACGAAAUCUACCGCGGCUCGGCGAGUGGCAAACGCGUAAGCGUGCCGGCGCCCAUGACAUCGCAGGUGCCCAUGCUGCAGCGUGGUGGAUCUAUUGUCACGAUCCGGGAGCGCGUCCGUCGAUCGGCUGAGCUGGGUUGGCGAGACCCUUUCACCCUCUACAUUGCCCUCGAUUCUCAGGCACACGGCGGUGUCAGAGCAAAAGGCAGGCUGUACCUCGACGAUGGACAGACUUAUGCGGACGAAGAGGGCGAUUACGUCUGGAAGGAAUUCGAGUGGCGCGAGGACUCCUCUGCCUCGGACGGCAGUGCGACCAUCGUCUCAAAGGACGUCGAAGGAAGCAGCAGUGCUGGCACCAAUGUGAGCGCUUCGUCAAGAGGAAACAAGGACGCCUUCAGAAAGUCGAUUACGGACGUUCGUGUCGAGCGCGUCGUGGUUCUCGGCCUGGACAAGCCCCCACGUUCCAUCAAAACAAGAGAAGGCCCCGUCGACUUUACCUGGAAGAAAGGAUCAAGUGCCAGCGGCAAAGCGGGCGGAAAGGCUAGUGUGCUUGUGAUUAAGGACCCCAAGGUCAAGAUUGUUGAGGAUUGGACCAUCCAUUUUGAGUAACUUGCUCUUGUCGAGGCAAAUGAAAUCCGAGACAAAGUCUGGAGCGGUGUUUGACGAUUGAGAGAAAGGUCUUAUAUACAAGUCUGACAGAUGCUACUGGUACGGGAACAUUCGAAGCCUAGAGAGUACAGUCAAGAGAAAGGGUGGUGACCGGGCCGAUUGGGAAAUGAAU